Molecule: messenger RNA, 1740 nt
Organism: Sphenostylis stenocarpa
Lineage: Eukaryota; Viridiplantae; Streptophyta; Magnoliopsida; Fabales; Fabaceae
Source: the annotation of a GenBank genome assembly
AUGAUGAAUGGGAGGAAUGUGAGAGAGUCUCUUCUGGGAUCUCUCAACAAUCACCGUAGAGGGCAUAGCUUUAAUGGGGUGGCCAAUAACAACCACGAUGACAACCUCGAUCUUUUCUCCAACAGCCGUCGCUCCCUCUCUCUUGCUUCUUCUGAUGAAUCUUCAGAUGUUUCGGUGAAACUGGGGAGGCUCUCAGUUGGAACAGCAAAACCUGUUAGAAGUGGGAUUGAUGAUCUGUUAUCAUCUACAGAAGGAGGAAAACAUGAUUAUGACUGGCUUCUCACUCCCCCGGGGACCCCUGUUUUUCCAUCAGAAGGUGAAUCCCAAUCAACCCUAGUUCCUCCAAGGAGAAGUUUGACUAGAUCAACAUCUACCACUAAGGCCUCAAGACUUGCAGUCUCACAAUCAGAGAACAGCAAUCCCACUAGACCAGCAAGAAGCAGUUCUGUGACUCGUUCUUCCAUCUCCACUUCACACUCACAAUACAGCUCCUAUUCUUCAAACAGAAACUCCUCCUCAAUCCUCAACACAAGUUCAGCCUCAGUUUCCUCUUACAUAAGACCAUCUUCCCCCAUAACUCGCUCUUCAUCUACAUCAAGGCCUUCCACUCCCUCAUCUCGUCCCACAGUAUCACGGUCCUCAACACCCUCCAAACCACGUUCAGUUUCCACCAACUCGACUGCUGAAAGGCAUAGACCAUCAUCACAAGGCUCAAGACCAUCCACACCUAGUUCUAGGCCUCACAUUCCUGUAAACUUGCAUUCUCCAUCUGCUCCAUCAACUCGGUCUCUGUCUCGGCCUUCUACUCCCACACGUAGGAGCUCAAUGCCAUCUUUAUCUCCUUCCCCUUCCCCUACAGCAGGUUCUUUGUCUUCAUCUACCCGUGCUUCAAUGAAUGGACGCAGUUCAGCACCUGCGUCAAGGCCAAGCUCACCAAGCCCGCGAAUUAGGCCUCCACCACAGCCAAUUGUUCCUCCUGAUUUCCCCCUUGAUACACCACCAAACCUCAGAACAACAUUGCCUGAUAGGCCCGUUUCUGCAGGCAGGUCGCGUCCUGGUGGUAGCACUUUGAAGGCAAAUUGUUCUGAACCUCAAGCCUCUGCCGUUACUAUGCCAAGGAGACAUUCGUCUCCUGUUGUUAGUAGGGGGAGAGUGGCAGAACCUUUGGUGAAAAACCGUGGCUAUGCCAAUGGCCAUCAUGCUGAUGCUCCUGAGACUAGGAAAGUCUCACAUGCUCCUGAGCUUGCUGCAAGGAAAUCUGUUAAGGCCUCAACUACUGCCACUGACAACACAGGAUUUGGGAGGACUAUCUCAAAGAAAUCCUUGGAUAUGGCUAUUAAGCACAUGGAUAUAAGGAAUAGCUCAGGAAAUAUUCGUUCAUUAUCAAGCACCACACUCUUCCCUCAGAGUAUUAGAACUUCCACUCCCAAGAGCCAGUCUCAUCGAGUUUCGAGUGCUCCAGCAUCUGUAGACAUGAAUGGAAACAAUGGAUCCAAUUUUGAUAUGGGAAAUGGUAUCAGUAAUAGGAUUAUGAUGAAAGGUAGGGAGGUAGAUGAAAGACAAUAUUCUGCAAAAGUGAGUGAAGUGGACAUCUACGAGAGUUCUCGUUAUGAUGCACUGUUGUUCAAAGAAGAUUUGAAGAACACAAACUGGCUGCAUGGUGCUGAUGAGAAGUGUGAUCAAGGCCCCAUAUUUGAUAACGGAUUCGAGCACCUUCCUGAACCUUUUGGCCUCUUGUAA